Molecule: messenger RNA, 2448 nt
Organism: Aspergillus caelatus
Lineage: Eukaryota; Fungi; Ascomycota; Eurotiomycetes; Eurotiales; Aspergillaceae
Product: purine and uridine phosphorylase
Exons: 5
Coding region: 1-2448 (815 amino acids)
Biological process (GO): nucleoside metabolic process
Molecular function (GO): protein binding; catalytic activity; ADP binding
Source: RefSeq, a predicted model, not a curated record
AUGGUCUUCACACGCGAUGACUAUACGGUCGCAUGGAUCUGCGCCUUGCCGCUGGAAAUGGCGGCCGCAAAGGCCAUGCUGGACGAGGCUCACCCUCCACUCCCCCAGCCAGAAACUGACCACAAUGUCUAUAUACUUGGUAGUGUUAGCAGCCACAAUGUAGUGGUGGCCCCCUUGCCUUCCGGUGUCUACGGAACCAUAUCUGCCUCAACUGCGGUAUCACACAUGGUUUCCACCUAUCCGAAUAUCCGAUUUGGGUUGAUGGUGGGUAUUGGUGGCGGAGUCCCGAGCCAAAGUGCUGAUAUUCGCCUUGGUGACGUUGUAAUCAGCAAGCCAACUGCCACUUCAAGUGGUGUUAUCCAAUAUGACUAUGGCAAGACACUUCUAGGUGGACGAUUCCAGCACACCGGUGAUUAUAUGACAGGGAAAAGGCCAGUUAGUAAGAUCUUGAUUGAUAUACAGCACAAAUGUGAAGAGAUGAGAGAAAGAUUUUCGCGACCGAAAGAUGACUGGCUAUUCCGACCGACAUACAAUCAUAAGGAUGGCGGACACAACUGUUCAGCAUGUGAUCACACCCAGCUAGUGAACCGUCCAGAGCGAAUAACUGAUGGACCUUAUUUCCAUUAUGGCUUAAUCGCUUCCGGUGAUCAGGUCAUGAAGGAUGCCAAGACUCGAGAUUCUAUUGCUCAGGAUCUAGAUAUACUCUGUUUUGAAAUGGAGGCUGCUGGGCUCAUGGACGAACUCCCAUCACUUGCCAUUCGAGGUAUCUGUGACUACUGUGAUUCCCACAAAAAUAAACAGUGGCAAGGAUAUGCUGCCCUUGCUGCUGCUGCCUACGCGAAGGCUCUUCUAUCAAUGGACGGACCUGGCAGAGUUGCUAUCUGCGGACUAGGUGGAAUUGGGAACACUCAGAUUGCACUUGAACUGGCAUACCGCAUGCGAAAACGAGACCCUGAGUGCUCGAUUUUCUGGGUCACGUGUACCAGCUAUGAGAGUGUAGAACAAGCCUAUAUGAGUAUCGCCUCAAAGCUAGGAAUGGCUGAUAUAAAGCCGGCAGAGGUAAAACAAAAAAUCAAGGCUUGUCUCAGCCAGGAGAGUGCUGGAAAAUGGCUUCUCCUUUUUGAUAACGCAGAUGAUAUGGAGAUGUGGGGCAAGGACAACACUAAUAAUCCAGUAUUGACAGACUUUCUUCCUCAAAGUGAGCAGGGCCAUAUUCUCUUCACCACACGCAGCCGGAAGGUAGCUGUGAAACUAGUGUCUUCCCAUGUAAUAAUAAUCUCUGAGCCGGACACAGAGACUGCUGUCAAAAUUUUACAAAAGUCACUGGUUGAAAAAACCUUACUUAAUGAUCAUGAUACAACCAUUACUCUUCUUGAGCAGCUGGCCUUUCUCCCGUUGGCGAUCACCCAGGCGGCAGCGUAUAUCAAUGAAAACAGCAUUGGCCUCUCUGACUAUAUUAUACUUUUACAGGAGCAGGAGCCUGAUGUGAUUGAAUUGCUGUGUGAAGACUUUGGGGAUGAAAGGCGAUACAAAGACACCCAGAAUCCUGUUGCGUUAACCUGGCUCAUCUCAUUUCAGCAAAUUCAGCAAUCAAAUGAACUCGCGGCAGACUAUCUGUCAUUCAUGGCCUGCAUCAACCCUCGCGGUAUUCCGCAGUCCUUACUUCCCCAGCCAAUCUCAACUAAGAAGAGAAUUGAUGCCAUCGGCCUCCUCAAGUCCUUCUCCUUUAUUAUCCAUCUUGCAAUUCGGAACUGGAUGAGAAAGAGCCAACAGUUUAGCCGGCAUAUAUUGAAAACUGCAGACCGAUUGAGCGAAGCUUUCCCGAACCAUGACCAUACCAAUCGGAAGGUGUGGCGGGAAUAUCUACCGUAUGCGUUUUCACUAAUAGCAGAGGCUGACUUCCAGAAGGAGCAGGAGAUAUAUAUUAAUUUAAUUAUGAAUAUUGGGAACUGUCUAUAUAGUGACGGCAGAUGGGAGGAGGCAGAAGAGCUGGACCUACAGGCAUUGGAGCUCCGUAAGCAAGUGUUGGGGCCAGAGCAUCCAGACACUCUGACCAGCAUGGCUAAUCUGGCAUCAACAUACCAAAACCAGGGACGAUGGAAGGAAGCAGAAGAGCUGGAUGUACAGGUGAUAGAGCUCCGCAAGCAAGUGCUGGGCCCAGAGCAUCCAGACACUCUGACCAGCAUGAACAACCUGGCCUAUACAUGGAAACUACUAGGAAAGGUCCAAGAUGCCUUAGCUCUGAUGGAAAAGUGUGUAGAGCUCCGCUGCAACUUGUUAGGUCCAGAUCACCCACAUACCAUAUCCUCCUCUAACGCUCUCAGAGACUGGGAAAGAGCAAUGAAUCCCCUACCAAAGAGACUAAUAGAGGAAACUUCAGCGGCGGCAAAAGCCGGGCAUUCAAAAGGUUUUUCGCGAGACCAUUCAGAAGAAAAUGAUCUACGUUAA